UGCCUCUUGCUGGGCAUCUCCCUGGCUGCCCUCCUGGGCAACGGCCUCAUCAUCAGCACCGUAGCCUGCGGCCACCACCUGCACACGCCCAUGUUCUUCUUCCUGCUCAACCUGGCCCUCGCUGACCUGGGCUCCAUCUGCACCACUGUCCCCAAAGCCAUGCACAAUUCCCUCUGGGACACCAGCACCAUCUCCUACACAGGAUGUGCUGCUCAGCUCUUUUUCUUUCUCUUCUUCAUCUCAGCAGAGUAUUUCCUCCUGACCAUCAUGUGUUACGACCGCUACGUGUCCAUCUGCAAGCCCCUGCACUACGGGACCCUCCUGGGCAGCAGAGCUUGUGCCCACAUGGCAGCAGCCGCCUGGGCCAGUGCCUUUCUCUACUCAUUGCUCCACACAGCCAAUACAUUUUCCCUGCCCUUGUGCCAUGGCAAUGCCCUGGGCCAGUUCUUCUGCGAAAUCCCUCAGAUCCUAAAGAUCUCCUGCUCAAAUUCCUACGUUAGGGAACACUUUCCUCUUAUGGGUAGUGCUUUUCUGUUAUUUGGUUGCUUUGUGUUCAUUGUUUUCUCGUAUGUGCAGAUCUUCAGGGUCAUGAUGAGGAUCCCCUCUGAGCAGGGACGACACAAAGCUUUUUCCACCUGCCUCCCUCACCUGGCCGUGGUCUCUCUGUUUAUAAGCACCUCAUUUUCUACAUACCUGAAACCUCUCUCCAUCUCCUCCCAAUCCCUGGAUCUGACCCUUUCAGUUCUGUACUCGGUGGUGCCUCCAACCCUGAACCCCCUCAUCUACAGCCUGAGGAACCAGGAGCUCAAGGCUGCAGUGAGGAGAAUGAUGACUGGAUGGUUUCGGAAACAUUAAACUGCUGGCCAAUUUCUGCAAAUUGCAUGUAAUAGAAUUAAUUUUUCAUAAUUCUUGUUGGUUACAUUUUGGAAGUCCUUUUU
Molecule: messenger RNA, 938 nt
Organism: Zonotrichia albicollis (white-throated sparrow)
Lineage: Eukaryota; Metazoa; Chordata; Aves; Passeriformes; Passerellidae
Source: RefSeq, a predicted model, not a curated record